AUGACUUCAGAUGAUCAUGACUUCAUCAUCGAAAGUGGUAAAGUUUUAGAAAUGUUUAACAGACGUGGUUACCCUGAUAUGUUAUUACAAGAGAUGUUUGAUUUAGUGGCCCAGGGAAGAAAAGAUAGAUUUGCCCCUAUUUUAGGACAAACCAUUCAAGCUGCAGGACAUACAAAUACCCACAUGAAUGAGCUUAAGAAAUGGGAUGAUGCAUUCAUUUUAGAUUAUUCAUGGGAUGCAGCUGUAAUUAAGGAAGUUAUUUUAAUGAGUGGAACAGCCAUGGAAACAGUAACUGACCUUUUUAACUCAAGCACUUUUGGUUUUGUUUCCAUAUUUAUUUUGGCUUCCAAUGAUAGUUUGUUUCCUAAAACUGCUCCUCUUCCUCAGUUUACUGGUGCCAUAUUAGUGGUUCUAGUUAUAAUGAUGGCGACAGCAGCAGCUUUGAUAACAGUUGGAAAUGCUUUGGUUUUCCUUGCCUUUAUAGUAGAUAAAAGGCUUAGAACACCAAGUAACUUGUAUCUUCUCAGUUUGGCUCUAGGAGACUUUUCUGUAGGUGUAGUCUCCAUUCCGUUUUUUAUACCAUAUGGGCUAUGUGGAACUUGGAUGUUUGGAAAAGAACUUUGCAAAUUCUGGAUGGUAAUGGACUACACUACGUGUGCAGCUUCAGUUUUCACCAUUGUGAUUAUCAGUUAUGACCGACAUCUCUCUGUCACUAAACCAGUUGAACAUCGGGCUCAGCAAGAUAAGACGUGUAAUGCCAUCACUAGGAUCACUGCUAUAUGGCUGCUUGCAUUCAUUAUUUAUGGUCCAUCUCUGAUUUUUUGGAAUAUUAUCACAGGCCAAUCACAAGUACCUAGUGACCAGUGUUUUGCUGAAUUUGCAUAUAGCUGGUACUUUUUAGUUUGCUUUUCAUCAUGCAAUUUUUUAAUUCCUUUCUUUAGUGUGAGUUAUUUCAACAUUGGUAUAUAUUGGAAUAUCAAAAAGCGAACUCAGAAAAGACAAAUUAAGGUAAUUAAUAAGAUGCGGCUAGAAUCAAAAGCUGAAAGAGAAGACACAUGUUUGUCCUUUAUAAAACUAUACAAGCGUUCACUAAAGGAAAAACUAGUCUGUUCUACUUCUGUGACUAAGGAAUCUGCUAUUACGAAAUGCUCCCGACAGGCUAUUACAGUGGUAAAACUGGACAAAAACACUGGCAAUCUGAACUACAGACACAUUUCAUCAACGGUAGAUGAGCAGAAAACACCAUCUCAAAGUUCUGCAUUAAGAUUGUCGAAGGACAAAAAAAUUGCAAAGUCUCUUGCUCUGCUUGUUUGUAUUUUUGGCAUUUGCUGGGCACCAUACACACUGUUUGCAAUUAUUAAUUCAAUCAAUUGGAGUGACAGUGAAUAUUACUGGGCUGGUAUCACAUCAUGGUGUAUAUGGCUGAACUCUCUCAUAAAUCCUGUUUUGUAUCCAUUGUGCCAUAGCAGUUUUCGAAGAGCAUUCUGUAAAAUACUUUGCCUUAAAUAA
Messenger RNA from Protopterus annectens (West African lungfish), 1509 nucleotides. Its product is annotated as histamine H3 receptor-like. The record is from RefSeq and is a predicted model, not a curated record. Gene Ontology annotation, cellular component: membrane. Gene Ontology annotation, biological process: adenylate cyclase-activating adrenergic receptor signaling pathway. Bases 1 to 1509 code for a protein of 502 amino acids. Gene Ontology annotation, molecular function: histamine receptor activity. The transcript is spliced from 4 exons. Lineage: Eukaryota; Metazoa; Chordata; Ceratodontiformes; Protopteridae.